This is a messenger RNA of Paraglomus occultum, 381 nucleotides long. Lineage: Eukaryota; Fungi; Glomeromycota; Glomeromycetes; Paraglomerales; Paraglomeraceae. The record is from the annotation of a GenBank genome assembly.
AUGUCCACUACCGUAAAGUCACAAGAUCUCCCACCUGAGGGAGGAUUUCCCUCUGUUCGCUACCAGCGGAACCUUCCCAAGAGAGGCCCAAGUGGGGCAGUGCUCUUAUUGGGUGUUACUUUGGUAUCAGCAUACGGACUUUACCGGCUUGGGCAGACGAAUCUGGAGAGAAGAGAACUUGACAGAGAAAAAUGCUGGUCACGCAUCCACCUCGUUCCUCUUCUCCAGGCGGAAAUUGACCGCGAUCUUUAUCGUCGUACGCUUGCAGCACAAGCACGCGAACAGGAAAUAAUGAGCGAUGUGCCUGGAUGGAAAGUAGGCGAGAAGGUGUACCAUACUCAGCGAUACGUUAAGCCAACGGUUGUUGUUAUAGAUGAGUAG